Molecule: messenger RNA, 1743 nt
Organism: Vombatus ursinus (common wombat)
Lineage: Eukaryota; Metazoa; Chordata; Mammalia; Diprotodontia; Vombatidae
Product: zinc finger protein 474-like
Exons: 5
Coding region: 400-1728 (442 amino acids)
Source: RefSeq, a predicted model, not a curated record
CUUUGAACUGGGUAGUUUUGUUCCUAUCUCUCACCAACUGUACCAGGACCUGGUAUGUUAUGGCAAAGGGCUGAGGCUGAAAGAACUAUUAUCUGUUGCCAACAUGCAGUCUAGAUUUCCACAUCCCUUCCAUCUGUGGAUAUAUGAAUAUUUCUUCCCAGUCCCAGGAACAGGAGAACUUGGGAAAAUGGUGUCACAUGGAUUGAGAAGUCUCAAAGACUUCUGAGGGUUUGAUGGAGACUUUACAACACUCCAAACCAUUGCCUUGCAAUGAAGCUUUGGGUACUAGAUCUUUGGAACCACAGUACUUGCAACAACAUGGGGCUUCAGGACAGCCAACAUCAUACUAAGAAGAAACUCAUCUUAUGCCUUGCCUUAAAGGAAGAGAGAUCAUCCUGAAUGGAAAAAUCAAAGAAGAAAAAGAAUACCAGCAGCUUACAACACACUGUAAAUAGCUCAUCAGGGCCCAACCAAGUAAUCCUUACUAGUGAUUCCAACCUUCAUAGACAUUCACCAAGAACAGAAAGGCUUAAUCCUUCUAAAAUCAUCAAAAAAAAUACUCAGAUAAAGAGACCAAGUACUGUCACCCUAUUGAAACGAUCCAAAAGGGGAAGCAUGUCUGAUGGUCUGACUCAACCCCCUAUAAUUCCACCCCGAAGACCAAGAUUUAGACUGUGCUACAUUUGUGGAAAAGAAUUUGGUUCUCAGUCAAUUUCCAUUCAUGAACCCCAGUGCCUGAAAAAGUGGCACAUUGAAAACAACAAGUUACCCAGAAAUCUCAGAAAACCAGAGCCCCCAAAACCAAAACCUCUCAGUGGUACUCCUUCUUAUGAUUUGCAGUCUAUCAACAAGGCUGCCUUUGGGAGUGCUCAGGCUCAGCUAUUGCCUUGUGAACACUGUGGUCGAACUUUCUUGCCUGACCGUCUUCUUGUUCACCUAAGAAGUUGUAAGCCAAAAGCUAAUUUCUCUGAGAAUCCCCCUGGCAAGAAGAAAACCCUUGGUGGAUUCAUGUCCCCACCAAAGACUCUCCUCUGUUACGUCUGUGGCAGAGAGUUUGACAGCCAGGCUCUUUCUGCCCACGAGUCAGAGUGCCUGGAGAAAUGGAAAGCAGAAAAUGAGCGACUCCCCAAAGAGCUCCGACAGAUACCUCCUCAGAAGCCAAAGUGUUAUUCAGCCGAGCCAGCUAAGCCUGAGACUUCUGAGAGUCAUAAGGAUACACAAAUGGUGUGCUCCAAGUGUAACAAGAACUUUAUACCAGAUCGUCUUCACAUACACCAAAAAAUCUGCCAAGUUCAAAUCUCUAAUUCCAGCACUUUUAAAGGUACAAGCAGUGGGAAGGAGUCAAUAAAAAUUCAGCAACAAAAGAACAAGGCAGGAUCCUCCAGUUCUGACAAGCCCCCAGUGAAAAGACAACCACCAACAAUUAUUUGUUACAUUUGUGGUCGUGAAUUUGGAACUAAGUCCAUCAGUAUCCAUGAGCCACAGUGUCUGAAAAAAUGGCAUAAUGAAAACAAUUUGUUGCCUAAAGAGUUACGGAGACCAGAACCGAAAAAAACAGAAGUCAGAACCAUUGGAGCCAAAGGCUACUAUGAUCUAGAUGCUAUAAAUGAAGCUGCCUGGACAAGUGCCCAGAACCAGUUGGUUCCAUGUGAUAACUGUGGGCGUACCUUCCUGCCAGACAGACUAGUCGUCCACCAGCGGUCCUGUAAACCUAAAACAGCCAAGUAAAGCCUUCUCUCACAA